Microplitis demolitor is the source of this 7993-nucleotide messenger RNA. It is a transcript of the gene Plc21C, whose product is annotated as 1-phosphatidylinositol 4,5-bisphosphate phosphodiesterase classes I and II. NCBI's taxonomy places the organism in Eukaryota, Metazoa, Arthropoda, Insecta, Hymenoptera, Braconidae. Bases 1240 to 4977 code for a protein of 1245 amino acids. Gene Ontology annotation, molecular function: calcium ion binding; phosphatidylinositol-4,5-bisphosphate phospholipase C activity. Gene Ontology annotation, biological process: phosphatidylinositol-mediated signaling; lipid catabolic process. The transcript has 13 exons. The record is from RefSeq and is a predicted model, not a curated record.
UUUGGCUUAUCCUAGUUGGUGAUAUGUGAGCAGGCUCCGUGAAAUUACAUAUAAAUUGUACAUAUACAAUAUAUACGUAUAUAUAUGUAUGUCAAAGUCGAGUAGUGACAGUAGUGAUUGUUGACAAAGUAUAUAUUCUACUACAUGUAGACUUGCGCACGCUGUAUUUUUAAUUUUUAUUGGUGUUGGUAUGUAAUGUAGUAAUGGUUGCUUGAGCGGCAGCUCACUUGUUCACUUGUGUUCACUCGAGCUAUCAGGGUAAAGUAGAGUUUUGUGUGUAGGUGAGAGUAUCAAGAGGAAACGGAGGAAAGGAACUACUGGUAGCUCUCCCGCGAGUAACGAGUGCGGGUGACAGUGAACGUUGUGUGUUCGUGUUACGAGGUGGUCAGCUGUAUCAUUUUCUCUGAAGAACUAUCAGCAGCAGUACUAGGAGCAGCAUCUCCAUCAGUAUCAUAACAAAUAUAGACUAGUACCCAGGUGACACGCAACGUCAUUCUUAAGUAAUAACUAGUAAAUAAAACGUACAAGUGUAAUGUACUCAUGCACAUAGAUAAGGUCUAGGUCUAGGUCUAGGUCCAUCGUGUCAUCAUGACAGUUGUCGUCGAGUUCAAAAACACGGUGGUAUUGACGCGGGACUGUGCGGUUUAUCGGGUGACUUCGUUGGUGGUAUAAAGCUUAUUUAAUUGUCAAUGUCCUUCCGGGUUGAGGAGCUGGAGGUACUCACCUCGUCGUCGUCGUUAUCGUUCCCGCAAGGGUACUGUCAACACACGAUAAUAAUAAACGAGACAAUUGACAAGGCUUUACCCUCAUUGUUAUUCCACGUCUCGUUGUCACACGAGCUAAAGUUAUUUCGACAGUUUACCACCGAGAGAAGAUAAACUUGAUAUAUUGUUCCGGGAAGUCUCCUGGAGAUAUUUAUGUUGGUAUAAAAAUAAAUAAAUAUCAAUAAGUAAUAAAACGACUAUUAAUAUUGUUAAAUAAUUAUAACAAUGCUGGCAGUGAUCAGUUAUUUUUAGUAACGCCCUAUGGUUCAUUAAAUUGUCAUUACCUUUAUCUACUCACGUGACUAUUUACUUAAUAUUUUAUUUUCACUUUCCCUACUGACUAGUGGAGUUUCGUCAGUCUCCAGGUAACGUCGGUCUUCUGGCACCGAAUUCUCGUGCAUUGGUUAGUUGUCGUCGUUGUAGGAAAAUUUAACCGCAACGUGAUCAGAGUAAUCGGGGUUAAAUAGACAGCAAGAUGAUGGCCAACAAUAAACAGCCCUCGAUAAACGCGGUCCAGACGAAACCCGUGGAGGUUUCGCAGCAGCUGCAAGCCGGAGAGAAAUUUAUAAAAUGGGAUGAGGACUCCGGAGUGGCUACUCCGGUUACGCUGAAAGUUGAUGAGUUUGGAUUUUACUUAUACUGGAUCGACCAAAAUAACGAAGUAGACAUGCUGGACAUCGCGGUAAUAAGAGACACCAGGACUGGAAAAUAUGCUAAAGUACCAAAGGAUCCAAAGUUAAAGUCACUAGUGACAAUGGGGUCGCAAGACUGCUUAGAAGAAAAAACUUUGACCAUCUGCUAUGGAUCAGACUUUGUUAAUGUACAAUUUAUAAACUUUUGCACGACAAAAGCGGAAAUAGUACGGCAUUGGACAGACCAGUUACUACAAUUGGCGUAUAAUUUAACUUCACUUAAUAGCAGCGUCACUGCAUUUUUACAAAAAGCCCACACUAAAUUAGUACUGGGGGCUGAUAAAUCUGGUAAAAUUUCAACUAAAAAUAUAAUUAAAAUGUUUACGACAAAUAAAGAGGACCGAAAACGCGUUGAAAAGGCACUUGAUAUUUCUUCUCUGCCAUCUGCCAAGACUGACUCGGUACCGCUGCAAAAGUUUCAAUUUAAAGACUUCUACAAUUUCUACAAGUCGCUAACCCAGAGGACGGACGUUGACAAAGUGUUUGAUGAAAUAGUCGGCGGUAAUAGCAAACGCCGAUUGAUGUCAACAUCGCAAUUUGUUGAUUUUCUUAAUAAAUCACAGCGUGAUCCUCGACUCAAUGAAAUAUUAUAUCCGUACGCGAACGACGCCCGAGCACGAGAUAUUAUCAAUCAAUACGAACCGGAUAAAAAUAACGCCAGUCGAGGACAGUUGAGUUCCGAUGGCUUUCUUAGGUAUUUAAUGAGCGAAGAUAAUCCAAUUGUUGCUAUGUCAAAGUAUGAGCUCGACGACGAUAUGGAUCAACCUCUUGCUCAUUAUUUUAUCAAUUCUAGUCACAAUACUUAUCUCACAGGCCAUCAACUAACUGGAAAAAGUUCCGUGGAAAUAUACCGGCAGUGUUUACUCUCAGGUUGUCGCUGCGUUGAAUUAGAUUUCUGGAAUGGAAAAUUUGACGAGCCUGUAAUAGUUCAUGGAUACACAUUUGUGCCUGAAAUAUGCGCUCGGGAUGUAAUCGAGGCGAUUGCUGAGAGUGCCUUCAAAACAUCCGAAUUUCCGGUUGUGCUAAGUUUCGAGAACCAUUGCAAUCCGCGUCAACAGGCUAAGAUUGCUCAGUAUUGUAGAGAGUAUUUUGGUGAAAUGUUGCUUGACUCUCCCCUCGAUUCGCAUAAGCUGUUGCCAGGUCACAUGCUUCCACCACCGUCCCUGUUGAAGCGCAAGAUAAUAAUAAAGAAUAAGAAGAAACACCGUAAUCACAAAAAAGACCACAAAAAGCAUCACCAAACUGACCAGACUGCUCAAGGUGCUCAAGUGACUGAGAGCAACGGCGUAAGUCAGCAAGUUGACGGUGAAAACGGUCCCCCGCCUGACGUAGUGCCGCAAGCUGAAAUUGAAGGCGAACAACCGAUGGGCAACGGCGUGUCCCACAGUCCGGCGAUGCUCCAACAGCGACAGAGCAGCAAAGACAGCAACCAGGAUGAUGAUGAUGACGAGGAUGAAUCCAGCACUGAGGAAGACGAGUCGAAUGUCGAGGACAUUAAGUUGAGAAUGGAUGACAAAGUAGCAGCGACUGACAAAGUUGCAUCAACUGCUAAAGAAACCGAAGCUGGUGCUGAAAUAUCUGCUCUCGUAAAUUAUGUGCAGCCAGUGCACUUCAAUAGUUUUGAAAAUGCUGAAAAGAAAAAUCGUAUGUAUGAAAUGUCUUCGUUUGAUGAAAAACAAGCGACAACUUUACUUAAAGAAAGACCAUUGGAAUUUGUCAACUAUAACAAACAUCAACUAUCUCGUGUUUAUCCGGCUGGAACGCGGUUCGACUCGAGUAAUUUUAUGCCUCAAGUAUUUUGGAAUGCCGGCUGUCAGUUGGUUGCUUUAAAUUAUCAAACUCUAGAUUUAGCUAUGCAGCUAAACCUCGGAAUCUUUGAGUAUAAUCAGCGUUGCGGUUAUUUGCUGAAGCCGGAAUUCAUGAGACGUAAAGAUCGUCGUCUGGAUCCGUUCGCAGAGUCAACAGUCGACGGUAUAAUUGCAGGGACUGUUCACAUUCAUGUAAUAUCUGGUCAAUUUUUGAGUGAUAAACGUGUGGGCACUUACGUCGAAGUUGAUAUGUACGGACUGCCAGCAGACACCGUUCGCAAGAAGUUCAGAACUAAAAUAGUACCCAACAACGGUAUCAAUCCAAUCUACGACGAAGAGCCAUUUGUAUUUAAGAAGGUCGUAUUGCCCGAGCUCGCGUCUCUCCGUAUCGCUGCUUACGAAGAGUCCGGACGAUUAAUUGGCCAUCGAGUGCUUCCAGUAGUGGGUCUCUGCCCGGGAUACCGACACGUGACUCUGAGAAAUGAGUGCGGUCAGCCUCGUCCUCUAGCCAGUCUUUUUCUCCAUGUUAUUGUUAAGGACUACGUACCUGAUGGAUUCAAUGAUUUUGCCGAGGCGCUUGCCAAUCCCAUUAAGUAUCAAUGCGAGUUAGAAAAGAGAGCCAAGCAAUUGGAGCGGCUGAUGGACAUUGAUGAGGGAUUAGAAGGAGAAACUGACGACGAAACGGCAAAAGCUAAGAGAUUACAGUCUUCCGGGGAUUUAUCUGGUGCACUGCCGGUGUCAGGAAGUCCACAUGGUCGAGCAUCAUCAGCUGGUUUGGAAGUUCCCGACACUCCUGAUAUGGAAGACGGAAUUGUUUCGCCAACAGUUUCUGUCGUCGAUGUUUCGUCUAAUAAAAAUUCAACUGUCGUUUCGAUUGGAGACGGAAUCGUUGCGGAGAGUUUGGAAAAACUUAUGAACAACAAGCUUGUUUUGGAGAAAAAAGGAGAGUUGGAUAAGAAACUUGAAUCUCUGCGUCGCAAGCACGAAAAAGAACGAGCUCGCAUCCAGUCGGCAAAGGGUUCCGUCGAUGGGGAGAAACAUAAAUCAAAAUUUUACAACAACAAAUUAGUCAAACGGCUUUCUACCAAAAAUAUAUUUUCCAGUGAUGUCGGUCUGAGCAGCAUGACUCUAGCAGAGACGUCGGAGUGUCCGGAAGAGGGAGUCGAGGGUGCAGUGAGAGGUCUCCCUAGGAGUCAAAGCGAGCGGUUGCUAAAUAUCUUCAAAGAGCAGCUGGAUCAAGAAAGAGAACUUCAGGAAAAAUAUCACGAGAUUGUGUACUCGAUGGUUGAAAAAGUUAUGAAAACAUCUCAGACAAAUCAAAUGAAGACACUCAAAGUUCUUUUGGAAAGAGAAAUAAGCAGCGCUAUGAGAAAGUUACAAAAAUUACGACACUUUGAGGUGAAACAAUUAGCGAAAGUACACAAAGAUAAGGCGGAGUUCGAUCGCAUGAAACGAGAAGUUGGCAAGACAACCAUUCAAAAGGGAGUUAACGAAUGCGGUCGACUGACGACUAUUUACGACAAGAAGAAAUCAGAGCUAGAAAUCCAGCAUGAGGAAGUUCGUCAGAAGCUUGAAGAUGAGAGAAAUAAGGUAAAGGCGGCGUUACAAGCCGAGUACACUAGUCGUUACAAUAAAUAUGAGAGUGGUGAGCUAGCGUUAACGCCUUCAGGUAGUACAAGUAUUGCCGAUACGUUGGGUAGAACACCUUACUGACUCCCCGCGCAGGAUCGCGACCAGAUCCACGAGCUAUAUCGCAAUCGACCUUUUCACGUCUAGUGUACGUUAAGAGAGACAGAUAAGACUUUUUAAAAAUAUAAUACUCCGAGUACGAGUUUUAAAUACGGAAAUAUAUAAAUACCGGAGAAACCGGAUGACUUUUAUGACAAAAGAUAGGAAGUACUGGACGUGAGUACACUGAGGAAUAAUUUACCUCGGGUAGUUUGUAUUGUAUCUGAUAAAAGACUCGCUUUGUCGACAAAGUAAACGUCUUUGCAGUUUUGUGUCUAUUACGAGACAGGUAUUUUAAAAUAUAAAAAUAAAUAGUACGCUGUACAGCGAACGACACGUCAUAGCUCUCCUCAUACUCAAUUUAUUUUCUUUUUAUUUUUAUUAUUAUUGAUUUUUUUUUCGUCUUUUUUUUAACAGUAUUAAAAGAGUACAGAUAAAUAUCCAUUACAUAUAUUCAGAAAAUUUUUUUUUUUAAAUUCAGUAUGUCAAGAAUUUAAUUUAUAAUUAUCUGACCGUACAUUAUUCUAAAUAAGUGUAAACUUUUUGAAACGAUUGCUCUCCAUCUUGUUGUUAUAUACAUAAGAGUUAUUUAUUUAUUUUAUUCUCACGAAAUAUUAAUAUAUAUAUAUAUACAUGCAUACAUACAAACACAUAUUAUUAUUAUUCUUACAGUAAACAAUUGAAUUUUUAAAAGAAUUAAAUCCACGUUUCGUAAUUUUUAAAUAUUCGCGCAAAUUUUUCUGGCCUAUAAAAAUAAAAGUUAAAAUAAAUCGGUUAAUUUUUUGGCUAUUGUAAAAUUUAACUGAAAGUAUAUAAAUAUAUAUGUAUAUAUACUGUAAAAAAUUGGGAGUGAAUUCGGAGGAUUAUGGAUUUUAUUUCACUCCGCAAUUUUUUUACAGUAUAUAUAUUUGGGAAGCCGUAAAAUAAAAAAAUAAUAAAUACUAUUGAUAAUAAUAAAAUAAGUCUGGUGUAAUAAAAUUAAAAUUAUUUUUAAAAAAAUCUUUUAUUAUUUCGAGUAAUUACACGAGACGUGGGUCUGAUAGAUAUUUUUUUUCGGUUAUAUAUUAUAAUUAAUUAAAAUCGUGUAAGAUUUAGCCGUAAAUAAAAUAUUAUCAUCUCUUACGUGUUUUGGAUGGUGAUAUGAUCAAUUGGUUUAACGGUAACUUCGAGGAAGACAAUCAAAAAAAAAUUUUACACGAUAAGCAUUUAGCGGUAACACUUUCCCUGUUAUUUAUAAUCUAAAAAAAUUAAUUAAAUAUAAUUAAUGAUAAUAAUUAUUGUAAACGAGUCUUGAUUAAUUGUAAAUUUAUUUAUUUAUAGUAAUUCGUGAUGUGUGAUUAUUAUUAUUUAUUUUUAAAAUUAGUCACAAGUUACCAAUCGUCUAAAUAUAUAACAACAUGUAUACCUAUAUAUAUUUAUUGAUAUAAUAAUUAUAAAUAAUAAGUAAUCAAUGUCUUUUAAAAUAAACAUUGGAUGAGGCGGUUAGAUCUAGAGUGUUUUUAAAUAAAAUAAUAAAUAAUUAUUAUUUUAAAUAACCCAAAGUUUUUUUAAUGCCAAAAGCACUUUUUAAAUGAUUCAUUUUUGCCGUUACGCUUAUUUGUUUCUCGGCAAAAUGAAUAAUAAUAUAUAAUAUAUAUAAUUAUUGUACGAGACCUCAAUCAAACCGCCAGUCGAUGUUGCGAUACGCGUUUGUGAUAUAUAAUGGAUCUCAAUUAAAGCAAUCGUAUGAUUGACAAUGAAGUUUAAAAUCUAUGACUAAGGGGAAAGGAUUUUAAAGAAUGGACACUACACAGAAAAUAAGAAUUUCUUGCCGCGAAAUAUUUUUAUCUGUCCCAAGAAAUUUUUUUUCAUUGUGGGUGCAUUCGGAAAUGCUCUAAGCUCUAGCGAAGCGUUGCCAUAUACUGAGAGUUAGAGUAUUUCUGAAUAUACCCUAUAAAUUUAAAGCAAAAAGUUUCUUAUGGCGCGAAAAGUUUUCUCAGGGCGCCGAAAAUUUUCUUGCACCAAGAAAAAAUUUUUUGGAGUGAGAAGAAAAUUCUUGCGUCAAGAAAUUUUUUUCUAGAUCUAAGAAAAUUUUUUUCUGUGUAGUAAUAAUAAUAAUAAUAAUAACAAUAAUAAUAAUAAUAAUAAGAAUAAUAAUAAUAAUAAUAAUAAUAAUAAAAUAAACAAAGUACAAUGCUUCUAUUUCUCACUGAAGUUGCUACAAUCGUACGAAAGUCGACUGAACUAUUUGCUAAUGAUAUUGUUAGAAAAAAAUAAAUUAGUAGAAAAAAAAGUAGAUUGAUAUCUGAGACGAGUUUCAAUAAAUUUAUAUCGGUAAAUAAAAUAAUUUUUUAAAAAUUAAUGCUCAGUUUUAAAUCGAGUUUUAAAAAAACUUUAUCAGCUAAAUGAUCUUACGUACAUCUGAGCAAUAAACUGGACAUUAAAUGACGAUACUGAGUAAUUAAAUUGUGAAACUUUUAUCAAUUAUACCGAUCCCCAAAGUCAAUUUAGUCCAUUAUACUUAUACUUAACUAAUAACUGCAUUUUAUAGAUAGUAAUUGUAUUAAUUUAAUUGUAAAAAAAAAAAGAAAAAAAUGCUGGAAAAUAAGCGCGAGUUUAUUAUUUUGAAUCGGCGACCAGUCACGUCAAAGUCGCUGUUAUUUAUUAUUAUAAUUUACUUAUUUCUCUGUUUUAAACACUUCCAUAUUUAUGUCUUCGAAUAUUUAUAAAUUAUUUAUGACAACUUUUAAAAAAUAAAAACCAAAAUAAUUCCAUUUAAUUACUUAGUGCAUUUAAAAUUUUAUUUGAAUAGUUAGCGGGUAAUGAAAUGUAAAUUUAUAUUUGUGUUUAUUAAUGAAAAUUAAUUCAUUUUUAUUCUCUGGGUUAUUUUUUUUUUGUUAAUUAAAAAUAAUUUAAAAAAUGAAAUUAUCCAGUUCUGUUUGUAAAAUAAAAAAACGCGCAUUUAAAAUGCAAAUUUUUUUAUGAGAAUUCUCUCUAAGAGAUUUUAUGGAUGCAUUGUAAA